AUGACCACCAGGUUCUUUUUACUAAUUCUUUUAUUUUUGGGAUCUUGUGCUCCGGCUCUGGGGUGUUAUGGCCCGUUGUGUACUAAUAUAAUAUUCUCGAGACCUUGCAUUCGGCCGUUUUGUGUGCCUGUGUGUAAUACGGUGACUUGCUAUAGGAAGUACUUGUACCUACCCCCGCCGCCUCCGCCGCCAAUCAUCAUCCGAACUGUGCAAAGAUCCUGCUGCACAGUCACAAACUUUUCGUGCUGUCGGACAUUCUUUGGAAGGAAGAAAUAA
Messenger RNA from Caenorhabditis elegans, 276 nucleotides. RefSeq lists its product as uncharacterized. The transcript is spliced from 4 exons. The record is from RefSeq and is marked reviewed. Bases 1 to 276 code for a protein of 91 amino acids. NCBI's taxonomy places the organism in Eukaryota, Metazoa, Nematoda, Chromadorea, Rhabditida, Rhabditidae.